Messenger RNA from Thyridium curvatum, 588 nucleotides. RefSeq lists its product as uncharacterized. Gene Ontology annotation, molecular function: carboxy-lyase activity. The coding region runs from base 1 to 588 and encodes 195 amino acids. The transcript has a single exon. NCBI's taxonomy places the organism in Eukaryota, Fungi, Ascomycota, Sordariomycetes, Thyridiales, Thyridiaceae. The record is from RefSeq and is a predicted model, not a curated record.
AUGACCUCACCUGCAACACGCAAGAGAAUUAUUGUCGCGAUUACAGGAGCGACAGGCUCUAUACUGGCCGUCAAAACCCUGUUGGCCCUGAGGCGCCUGAACGUCGAAACGCAUCUCAUCAUCAGUAAAUGGGCAGCCGAAACUCUAAAACACGAGACAGACUAUCUUCCGGCACAGCUCAAGGGUCUGGCCGACUUUUCGCACAGCGUCCAUGACAUGGCCGCCCCUAUUGCAAGCGGGUCGUUCAGAUGCGACGGAAUGAUCAUAGUUCCAUGCAGCAUGAAGACCUUGGCAGCGGUGUCGAUGGGGUUUGGGGAUGAUCUCAUUGCCCGGACAGCCGACGUCAUGCUCAAAGAGAGGCGUCGCCUGGUGCUCGUCGCCCGAGAGACACCCUUGAGCGAGAUCCACCUUCGCAACAUGCUCGAGCUGACCAGGGCCGGCGCUGUCAUCUUCCCGCCCGUGCCGGCAUGGUAUAUCAAGCCUGCCACUUUGGACGACCUGUUGGACCAGAGUGUUGGCCGGUUGCUGGACCUCUUCGACUUGGACACUCAAGAUUUCUCACGAUGGAAUGGGUGGGAAAAGAAAUAG